AUGGAGACGCUGAAAUCGUUUAAUACGCGAAACAUUCCUGUCAGUAAGAAAAGACAUUCGCAAGAUAAUGGAAGCGGAACUGUGGCAUCGAAAAGGCCCAAAUUGGAAGAAAAUACAGUAACCGUGGGAUCCGAUAUGCAAUGCGUAGCGGAGCAGAAUAACAACAAGAGCUACAGAUCAGCACUACUUCCAUUUCCGGCAACUCAGCCAACACAUACUGGUUACAUCAUUUCGGCAACGUUGUUACCAUCAGUAUCAUCGUAA
This is a messenger RNA of Cercopithifilaria johnstoni, 264 nucleotides long. The record is from the annotation of a GenBank genome assembly. Lineage: Eukaryota; Metazoa; Nematoda; Chromadorea; Rhabditida; Onchocercidae.